This is a messenger RNA of Fukomys damarensis (Damara mole-rat), 1945 nucleotides long. RefSeq names its product cathepsin D (gene Ctsd). Bases 128 to 1360 code for a protein of 410 amino acids. Gene Ontology annotation, biological process: proteolysis. Gene Ontology annotation, molecular function: aspartic-type endopeptidase activity. The transcript is spliced from 9 exons. Gene Ontology annotation, cellular component: lysosome. Lineage: Eukaryota; Metazoa; Chordata; Mammalia; Rodentia; Bathyergidae. The record is from RefSeq and is a predicted model, not a curated record.
UUGUCCUUGACCCACGUGACAGGCUCGGGGCAAACAAGCCGGUCAGCUGACUCGUUCUGACUGCGCCGUCAUCCCUGCUAUAAGCGAGCAACCUUAGGCGCUGGGCUCGGACACGGCCGCCGCCGCCAUGCAGCCCCCGGUCCUCAUGCUGCUCGCCCUCGGCCUAUUGGCCGGGACCUCCACCGCGCUCAUCAGAAUUCCCCUGCACAAGUUCACAUCCAUUCGCCGCACCAUGACGGAGGCUGGGGGCUCCAUUGAAGACCUGAUCGCCCACGGUCCCUUGACUAAGUACUCACCACAGUUGUCCACCAAGACCACAGGUCCAGUUCCAGAGAUACUGAAAAACUACAUGGAUGCUCAGUACUAUGGGGAGAUUGGCAUCGGAACCCCGCCGCAGUGCUUCACAGUCGUCUUUGACACGGGCUCCUCCAACCUGUGGGUCCCCUCUUCCAGAUGCUCUAUGCUCGACAUAGCCUGCUGGUUCCACCACAAGUACCACAGUGACAAGUCCAGCACCUACAUGAAGAAUGGCUCGUCCUUCAACAUCCAUUAUGGCUCGGGCAGCCUUUCUGGGUACUUGAGCCAGGACACUGUGUCGGUGCCCUGUAAAUCAUCUGAGUCUAAGCCCAGCAACAUCAAAGUGAAGAAGCAGACCUUUGGGGAGGCCACCAAGCAGCCAGGCAUCACCUUCAUUGUGGCCAAGUUUGAUGGCAUCCUGGGCAUGGCUUACCCCCGCAUCUCUGUCAACAAUGUCCUGCCGGUCUUUGACAACCUGAUGAAUCAGAAGCUGAUGGAAAAGAAUGUCUUCUCCUUCUUCCUAAACAGGGACCCGAGUGCACAUCCUGGUGGGGAGCUCAUGCUGGGUGGCAUUGACAGCAAGUACUACAAAGGCUCCUUCACCUAUCUGAACGUCACCCGCAAGGCCUAUUGGCAGGUUCACAUGGACCAGUUGGAGGUGGGCAAAGGGCUGAACUUGUGCAAGGGGGGCUGUGAGGCCAUCGUGGACACAGGCACCUCCCUCCUGGUGGGUCCCGUGGAUGAAGUAAAGGAGCUGCAGAAGGCCAUUGGGGCCAUACCGCUGAUCCAGGGCGAGUAUAUGGUCCCCUGUGAGAAGGUGUCCAGCCUGCCCUCAAUCACCCUGAAGCUUGGAGGCAAUGACUACCUCCUGACCCCAGAGGACUAUGUUCUCAAGGUGUCACAAGGCGGGAAGACCAUCUGCCUGAGCGGCUUCAUGGGCAUGGACAUCCCCCCGCCCAGCGGGCCUCUCUGGAUCCUGGGUGACAUCUUUAUUGGCCGCUACUACACCGUCUUCGACCGAGACAACAACAGGGUGGGCUUCGCCCAGGCCUCCAAGCUCUAGCUCAGUUCUGUCCAGUGGUGGAGAAAUGGCCCGGAGUCCAGUAGGAGGCUGCCCAGCCCUCCAGCCCCUUCCCCACUCAUACACACUUACACACUCGCCACGUGGCUCUGGAGGCCCUGAGCUCAUCACUGUUCUGUGGCUUUCCCUCCUUGGAGUGAAAAUACUGCUGGUGUGUUUGAGGAUGGUGGAGACCGGUCCAGUGCACAGGUCUGUUACUUACUUGGAAGACCCAGCAUGGGCUUGGUGACUGCCCAGUUUGUGCAUCCCAGGAGCCCCUGCCCUGCAACAGACUGUCUUCCUCUGGAAACUGGCCCACCCGAGAUCCCUCUGUUCAGCCUGGCUCUGCGGCUUACACUCAUCCUCGUACCCCAGCCUCUGUACAAGCCUGACAGGUCAGAGGAGCCUGUGGACUAAAACCAGACAAAGGGGCUGCAGCGUCACCCUGCGGUGUGAUCUGCUUGGAGUGGGCACAUAUUGGCCUAGGUGGGCAGCACAGACUCCCCACUAUGGCUGACCUCUGCUGCCCUCUCCCCAGGGACUGAGAGCCACAGUGAUUUUACGAAAAUAAAAUUGUUUGGGCCUCUU